Messenger RNA from Pezoporus flaviventris, 2111 nucleotides. RefSeq lists its product as uncharacterized. The transcript is spliced from 8 exons. The record is from RefSeq and is a predicted model, not a curated record. The coding region runs from base 345 to 2111 and encodes 588 amino acids. NCBI's taxonomy places the organism in Eukaryota, Metazoa, Chordata, Aves, Psittaciformes, Psittacidae. Gene Ontology annotation, cellular component: cytoplasm.
UCAAGUGACCAGGGGAGAACAGGCCUUGUGCCCCUCACAGGAAUACCCUGUCCCUCACGGUCUGAGUGGUGGGCUACCGUGGUGCCUUCUGUGACCAGCGCUUUGUGACGUGCCCUUCGUGACCCACCAUGUUGCCCUUAGCGACGUUCUCGUCGUGACCCACCAUGCUGCCCUUAGUGACACGCCCUCUCUGACCCACCAUGGUGCCCUUAGUGACGUGCCCUUUAUGACCUACCAUGGUGCCCUCAGUGACGUUCCCUUUCUGACCCACCAUGGUGCCCUUUGUGACGUGCCCUAGGUGACCCCCCAGGCCACCGUAUAAAAGGCAACGGGUCAUACCGCUCAUGCCAGUGUCCGGCAGGACAGUGACGGGACAGAGCAGGAGCGCAAGGCUGGCGCAGACCCCUGAGCGCAGCCCACGUUGUUCCCCGCUGCCCCAGCAGCCCUGCGGUGCCGAGACACUUCUUGGAACAUUCUUCGUUCCCCGCGCUACACCUUUGCCUUGUCUGAUGAGGAUGGCGGAGGGACACGCUGCAUCCAUGCAGUUCAUCCAGACUUUUCUGGAGAGCUCAGCGAAGGAGGAGGCUCAGAAGAUUCGGUUCCUGCAGACCGUCUCCACCCUGAGCAAGGAUGCCAGAGAUGAGGGCUUCACACAGGAACUGAAGGAGUUCUACCACCGAUUUCAGGUGGCAAAGAACAUCGAGGCGCUGGUGGAAGAGGAGCCCGUGGACCACCUGCACACGGCCGUGCGGCAGCAAGCCAUGCUUGCCCUCGCCCAUAUGAGCAAAGCGGAGAUGGCACUGGGGGGCAAGAAGAAAAGCCUUUUAGAGGCCUGUUUCAGGAGUGUCUUCUUGCUUCCUCCUAAAACAGACAUGCAGGGCCUAGACAAUUUCCUCUACUUUAAGACCCUGGAUGCCAUGGACAUCCUGCUUAAGAGCUUGGUGCUCAGCUCCCCUGGCUUCAAGGACCUGAGGAUUAUCUUGCAGAUGCUGCUGCCUUUCACCGACACUAAGAAUGCAGCUGCAUGUGAAAGGGCUGUGGUCAGGAUUGGGAAGCUGGUCGAUUUGAUGGACAGCUCUUCCUCGGUGCAGGUAAGGAGGCAGGCACCCUCCAGCCAGGCUGUCUCCCAUUCCCUGCCCACCGUGGGCAGCAGCCUGCAGCUCGAGAUGCCUGAGGCAUUCAGCACGGCUCUGCCCUGGGCGAGGGUCUCGGCUUCUUUCUUUUUCCCCCAGUCUUUCCUCCCCAGCACCCUUUCUUCCAGAAGCCAGUCCUGUGUGACAUCACCAGAGGAUGAUCUAAAGCAUCCCCAGUGUGGAGGCGAAAGGAAAGCUGGGAAACCCUCCUGGCUUUCCGUGUGCAGCGCCAGGAGCAUUGUAAAGGUAAUGAGCUUCUCCCUUGCUGGGCCUUGUCCAGGGCAUCAGCAGGAGACUGGUGUGAGCAAAGGGGUCCAGAACGAGCAGGCUUGGCAUGGUCUCACUGUCCCUGGUGAGAGGGCUGCUGCUGCUCUGGAGCAGGGACUCCAGAGGGCUGCACCCCGGUGUCCCAGCAGCAGCUCCAGCUCUCCUGGCCACCAGGAAGCCCUGCUUCUCUGUAGGGUCAGCACACCGUGCCCACGGCCCCAGCCCUCCUCCCUCACCCUGGGCCCCUCUCUUCUCAUCCUCCACCCUGCAGCGACUGCAGCCCCUGCUGCCAGCUUUCCUGUGGGUACUCUCGCCAGAGCUGCUCUCGCUGCUCAGCUGAGCAGCACUAUCAGGGCACUCGGUGUGAAGACGCCUUCCCUGCCUUCCUUCCUCCCGCAGGCAUUUGGGGAAGACCUCCGACCCCCUGAUAAGACGGUCAUCCUUGUCAAGGCCAUCGAGGCCAUGAGAGACUCAUGCACAUGCGACAAGGAGGAACUGAUCAGCAUUGUGGAUGUGGCCAUGACAGAACCUGCCUCCUGGCUGACGGAGGUGCCAAUCAUCGUUAGCUGCAUCUAUAACAACCUGGAGCACGUCAACACACCGUCAGUCUGGCACACCCUGGACAUGCUGCUUCUAAUGAUGGCAGAGCAGCGGCCAGGGGAUGUGAUCGGGCGACUCGUGCGUCUCUCUCCAGCAUGGGACAGGUACUGA